AUGACCGGCGGCAUGACUGUGUACUACAUGCAAGCCGACUUCAACUCCAACGGCAACCAAAAGAUCACCAGCUUCAAGCCCGGCUUCCGCAUGACGGUCGGCAGCCCCACCACGACGGGCGGCAACGCGCCCAACCUCCACUACACAUGUCUGCAGGACAUCAUGACGCGCUUCCCCGAGACGACCACGUUCCCUACAUCGCCCUGUCCAGCCGGGAUCAUGGCGAUCCACCACUUCCCCGCGUGCUGGGACGGCAAGAACCUGGACUCGCCCAACCACCAGGACCACAUGUACUACAGCGGCACGGGCGGGUUCGUGGCGCACCGGGCGUGCCCGUCGUCGCACCCCGUGCGCAUGCCGCACAUCGCGCUCGAGACCAUGUGGGACACGCGCCAGUUCAACGACCGCAACCUGUGGCCCGCCGACGGCUCGCAGCCCUUCGUCUGGAGCUACGGCGACACCAAGGGGUAUGGCACGCAUGCGGAUUACGUUUUUGGCUGGAAGGGCGAUGCCCUGCAGCGUACCAUGGACUCGCGCGCCCUGCUGAGUGAUGGCCUCAAGACCCAGGCUGUGGCUACGGCGAAUCGGUGCACGAUUCCGGCUACAGUGCGGGAGGAUGUUGAUGGCUGGCUUGAUGCGCUUCCUGGCCAUAGUAGUCAAUAA
Molecule: messenger RNA, 663 nt
Organism: Chaetomium globosum CBS 148.51
Lineage: Eukaryota; Fungi; Ascomycota; Sordariomycetes; Sordariales; Chaetomiaceae
Exons: 4
Coding region: 1-663 (220 amino acids)
Source: RefSeq, a predicted model, not a curated record